AUGGCUAAGCUUAACAUUCCCUGGUCGAAUGUGAACAGUGAGAGGGAUAUAGUCAAAGCACUAGUGUGGAAUCGAUGGAUACUACGAAUUCUCGGAAUCUGGCCGUUGGUUUAUUCAAAUACUACAAAGAUCGAGAAGAUAUUAGCAACAAUAUCAUUCGCAUUAUGUUGGUCCGCGCUCAGUUUUCUUUUGAUUUCCAUGAUCAUUAUUACGCUAUCAAAACACAGUGCCACAAGCGAUAAAAUUAAAGUGUUAGGUCCGUUAUGUUAUGUGUUUGUCGUGACGUUGAAAUAUUUCUUCCUGAUUCUUCAUCAUAAGAGCAUCCAGCAAUGCAUUCGCAUACUGAGUAGUGAUUGGCGUACAAUCCAACAAGAGGAUCAUCGAAAAAUUAUGAUUAAAAACGCAGCGAAAAGCCAUAUGUUAUCCAAGUUUAGUAUAAUAUUCAUGUAUUGCGGAGGCUUAUGGUUUCAUGUCAUGAUGCCGUUUCUGUCGCAUACUAUCAACGAGCAGAAUGUCACUAUCAAACCAAUGCCUUUUGCCGGCUUCGAUAACGUUUUCAACUUCCAUGUAAUGCCAGUUUAUGUGUUUGUUCUUUGCGCGCAAUGGUUUUCCAGCAUCAUAUUGUUCAACGUCACCACGGCAGUAUGCUGCUUAGCAGCCAUGUUCGUAGCUCACGCUUGCGGCCAAAUCGAAAUCGUAAUGGAUCGCGUAGAAAGCUUUAUAAAAGGUGCACAAAGCAAUCACAUGAAGCAAUGUAUGGCAAUUAUUGUAAAACAUCACGUGCAGUCAUUGAGGUGA
Messenger RNA from Trachymyrmex septentrionalis, 798 nucleotides. RefSeq lists its product as uncharacterized. The transcript has a single exon. The record is from RefSeq and is a predicted model, not a curated record. Gene Ontology annotation, molecular function: olfactory receptor activity; odorant binding. Gene Ontology annotation, biological process: sensory perception of smell; detection of chemical stimulus involved in sensory perception of smell. The coding region runs from base 1 to 798 and encodes 265 amino acids. Lineage: Eukaryota; Metazoa; Arthropoda; Insecta; Hymenoptera; Formicidae. Gene Ontology annotation, cellular component: plasma membrane.